UGGCGUUGUUGAGGAGCUGUGCUAUUCGUCUCCUUCAUGGAAAUGACAAUAUGCCAUUUUUUCACAGCUGAAAGUUGCCGUACGGUGGUUACAACAAGUGCACAAAUGUUCUAGCUGCAAGUUUGUAGUGCGUCCGUGUGUUUCUGUGUCCUCGCCCGAAUUUAGCCGCUAAAUGAUUGAGCUAAACACACGUGGAUUUGUGUACAUUCUCAUCUUCAUUCAAGUCCGCUCUUAAAGUACUUGCCAGGAGCAUUUCUGGCUCUCUGUCAGGCAUCGUAGUGUUUUAAGUAGUUGAGUAAUAGCGAUGGUAGUUAAUAUUGAAGCUGCUCUCAUGAAAGGGGCGUUUCGAUUAGCUAAAAAGUGCAAUGUAAAUGUCCUGUUUACCAAGUUGACGCUUCAGCCGAGACUGGAGAACGUUGUUUCUAACAGCCGUUCAUGCAAGGUGAAGGAAUGACUUGAAGGGCUGACAUGUCUGAUGCUCGCUUCCAAAACCUCUUGUCACGUGAUGAGACACUUUUGGACAAAAACCACACAGUGAGCGAGAUGCUCAGCAAACCAGCUGCAUCCUGGGAGGAACAGAAGUUCGGUGUGGAAAAUGUCCCAGUAGGGCAGACAACGCCAUUCCUGUCACCACCACAGACUGUUGGUCCAGAUCCUGUGCAUGACUUGCCGGCUGAGUUGCUGCAAGUGGGAUGGCGGCGCUUCUGGAGCAAGCGUGAAGGUCGGCCUUACUUCUUCAACAAGCUCACAAAUGAGUCUCUGUGGGAAAUGCCACGGCUCAGCACACCAGCCCAGUAUGACCCCCUUACUGACCCACUGGGAAUCCAGGGACCUCCAACCCCUGUGGACCCAGGAACCCCGCCUGGACCGUCGCACCUUCUUCUCCCAUCUCCUCCACCAACGUCCAGCCCAGUGCUUCUGCCUCGAGCUGACAAACGACGAGCAUCUGAUGAUGCUAAUCCAGCAGCAGCCAAGAAAUUUGUGCUUAGUGGGCCAUUUGAUCUGGAAGUGCCAACCAAUGUUGUCAUCUGGGAGCGAUCUCCAACACUAAUGCCUCCACCACACCCUGAUGUGGAAAACUUGCGCUCUACACUCACCACCCGUCUGCGAAACAACUAUCAUGAAAUGUGCCACUCAAGAGAAGGAAUUGAGUGCCCAAAAGAAUCUUUCAUACGAUGGCUGAUGGAGCGCAAAGUUGUGGACAAGGGUCACGAUCCAUUGCUGCCAAGUGCGUGCCAUCCAGAGGUCUCGCAGUGCAUGUACCGGGAAAUUAUGAACGACAUCCCCAUCAAGCUUGUGCGACCAAAGUUUGCUGGGGACGCUCGCAAGCAGCUCUCCAAGUAUGCUGAGGCAGCCAAGAAGAUGAUUGAGUCACGCAAUGCAAGUCCAGAAAGUCGCAAGAUUGUGAAAUGGAAUGUUGAAGAUGCAUUUCACUGGUUGAGAAAAACGUUGAAUGCCACCUAUGAUGACCAUUUGGAACGCCUGGCCCAUCUGAAAAAACAGUGUCAGCCACAUUUAGUCCAGGCAGCCCGUUCUUCAGUGGAAGGGAUAUGUGCCAAAAUAUAUCAUAUGUCUGUUGAAAAUGUGAAGAAGAUACGGGAAAAGCAUUGGACCAUUCUCAACCAGCAUGGCAUUGAAGAAAUCACAAGCCCAUUGCACGUGGCAAACCCCAAAAAAGUGUUCUGCUAUCCGGUCCAGUUUGCCAUCUCAUCACCUCGGCUACCAGCAGUGGAUGUGCUUACAGACAAGGACAGCACCCUCCUGCGCUACAAAGGAGAAGUUGUGCGCAUCAACACAUUGUACUUUCAGAAACUUGAGCAACUUUACAGGUGGAACUGCACAGAUGACAGGAAGUUUGAGAACUUCCUUCCACGGGUUUGGUGCAUGCUGAAGAGAUACCAGACGUAUCUGGGCUUGUCAUCUAAUGAAGGUCAUGGGACUCAAAAUUCACUGCCUGUGCUGGUCAUGGAGAGCUUGCACAAGCAUUUUGGGGUGACUUUUGAGUGCUUUGCAUCUCCUCUGAACUGCUACUUCAGGCAGUACUGCUCAGCAUUUCCUGACACUGACAGCUUUUUUGGAUCACGAGGGUCCAUCCUGAAGUUCUUUCCUGUUGCUGGCUCUUUUGAGGUCAACCCACCUUUUUCAGAAGAACUGAUGGAGGCCACUGUGAACCACCUGGAGCGGCUGCUUACAGAAUCGCAGGAAUCGCUGUCCUUCAUAGUCUUUUUCCCAGACUUUCGAGAUCCUGUUCCAGUGGCCUUGACCAAGCUUGAAGCCAGCAGGUAUAAGAGAGAGCAGCUAUUAAUUCCUGCCUAUGAUCACGAGUACAGACAUGGAUUUCAGCACAUCAUGCCAAGAAAUGAAGUAAGUGUGCGCUCAGCACAUGGGACGCACAUCAUCUUUCUGCAAAAUGAUGCUGGCUAUGCCCGGUGGGGUCCCACUCCUGAGCGGCUGGAUGCCCUGCGCGAAAGCUACCGACCAGGCCUGGACCGUGAGCGAGAUGUUGCUGCGGAGGUAGUCCCUGUGCCCUCAUUACCUUCAAAAGAUGCACCUCCAAAAGAGUCUCCUCUUGGUGCCCCUAAGUUGCUCUAAACACUGGUAAAUGUGGCUUUCCUUACUUCUCGUCAAAGGAGAAUUACAAUAGUAGACACUUAGCCAGGUGUUUGCUGAUAAAAAUUUGAAAUGUAAGCCAGUUAAGGAUACCCAGCUGCAGCUACUACAUUUGCAUGACUCAGCACAGUGCAGUUUUGUCUCCCUGCUCUGGCUCCACAGUAUCCAGAUAACUUGCCAAGCACUUUACAUCUCUGCUAGCAUCUUGUUAUGCCACUGUUUUGGCUAUAUGCAACGUCACUUGCUGUCUAUUGUCGAUUCCUAACAUAGCUAAUGUAAAGUGAGAACUUAUAGAGCAUUAUUUGUUGGGCGAGUAUUUACCACAUUAUUCACUGGCUAUAAAAUUUAUUGUUUAUGGUAAAGCAUCAUAGCACAUACAAAAAAGCCAGACUUUAUGGAAGGAGUGGUGUGGAUGCAUUGUUAAUUCUUCCUGUAAUUUGUUUUAUACUUUAAAGGUUGAUAUUACCUAUACCAGUUAUGUUGCGUUGAUCGAAAUUUUAUGUAGCAGCACUCUUAAGUAGGCCAAUGUAGCCAAAACCAGAUAUAUUGAAUGCUAAGGGGGUCAUGAAUAGUUCAUAUUGAUAAAAGAUGUGUGAAUAAUGUUUAUCUUAGCACUAAUUUAAACCUCUGCCAGUCUGCAAUACUUUCCUGAUAUCAUGAGAGAGAGUCUGAUUUAUGGUGCAUGGUGUGGAAUGGCAUGUACCAAUCCUUCAUAGCCUGGUGGCUAUUGGCUGCAUAGCAUGUUUUCUUUGCGUAAUGUGCACCAUGUACGCUGUCUUUAGAUGGUGCAGGGAGACAUAUUAUUGUGGGCAUUAGGUGCCUCCACAGUUCCCGCUGGUUUCCUCUCAACAAUGAUGGCACCUAGGCAGAAACACAGUGUUAUAGGCAUGAAAGAAAUUUAUUUUGUGCAUAAAAUAUGUUACACCUAGUUAAUACAUUUACAGUGGACUCUCUUUAAACGGAACCUUAAAGGACCAGGAAAAUUGGUUCCAUUUAUCUGCAGUUCUAUUUACUGAGAGACAAAGCUGAAUACAAUUGCAUGAAUACAAAACCAACCAACCAUGAGGAUGGUGUUCCGUUUAAGAGAGUUCCGUUUAAGCGAUUUCCGUUGAUCGAGAUUCCACUGUAUGUCAAAAUUGACAACCUGUCGCAGCGCUAAGCCUAAAUGCUCACUUACAUCAGCCACAAAGUGCCUGUACAGCAAGUCUUUGUACACAAAGGUUUAUCUCACUCCAUCAAGCACCACCUUUUGGAUGGAAGCAUUGAGGGAAAGUGGCCAUAAAGCCAUGGUGCAUAAUUUCAUUUGAUUACUAGAAUACUGUAUGUUCUUGUGUAAGGGCCGCGCCCUUAAAUUUAGAUUUAAUUAUUUUUGAAAAAGGUAUUUCAGAAGUAAUUAAUGCAUAGGCUGCGCACGCCCUCCGAAGCACAUACCAUAUUUACACGAUUGUAAGUCGACUAAAAUGUAAGCCGAACCCCCCAUAUUGCGUGACAGGGGGAAAAAAAAGCAUACCCGAGGGCGCAUUCCAUAACGAAAAUUUAUUAGUAACUGGCAUGGUCACUGGACUACUCGUCUUCCCUUGUGCCAUCGUCGGCGCUGCUAUGGCCCUACAGCGCAUCGUUGUCCAGCGAAAUUUCACAUUUGGCAAACGACCGCACCACGACAUCUUGUGGAACAGCAGCCCACGCCAAAUGCACCCAACCACACGCAGCCGUUAGGGAGACUCUUUUUGACAGGUCUGGUUGGCGUAAGUUCGCGGUCUUCUGCCACCAGUCACUCGUACUGAUGACGGAGCAGGUCCUUAAAAGGCGAAGAUCCGGGCUUGUUUCAUGACCUUGUCGCACUUCAUUGGCAGGGACCGAUCACGCAUUUCAGCGACAUACUCCGCAAGUUUGGCCUACAGCUCCGCAAAGCAUCCCGACUUCGGCCUGUGGGAAAUUCUUCGCUUGCCGUCACAGGUGAACAUUUUGCUUCACUGCAGUCGCCACUCUCUCACCACCCGUUCAGAAACAUCGAACUAGCUGCCCGCUGCGCAGUGAUUUGUUUCUUCGGCGUAAAGGAUGGCAGCCCUCUUGAACGCUGCUGUGAACGAGGGCCGAAUGUUUAGUGGGCCUGGAGCACUCAUGAUGACUGAGGAAGCAUGGAAGUAGCACGUAUCUGGCAAUUGAGUCGAAUGCGUCAGACUAAGAGCUACAGCGAAAUAGAAACGCGUGAGCGGCGUCUGCUCUUCCAUGAACUAUCAAUACUCCCUGCAAACGCCCUGCCGUUCAGGGGGUGCUGCCGCGAAUGGAACAGCGGGACUUCCAUCGACUAUCGACACCUCCCAUGAGUGUUGUGUGUGCUGUAGAACUCUAAAAAAAAUGUUGAAAAACCCUUUCGAAAAGCGAACAAACGCAUGGGAUAGCAAAAACUACGGGUAGGGCCAUAGAGCAAACAUAAAAUUGUAACUACGAUGUAGCUCCCCUGAUAUCUCGUUGGUCUCGCUUUUUUAAUGGUUCCAUGUUUUGGUU
Molecule: messenger RNA, 5118 nt
Organism: Dermacentor albipictus
Lineage: Eukaryota; Metazoa; Arthropoda; Arachnida; Ixodida; Ixodidae
Source: RefSeq, a predicted model, not a curated record